Clupea harengus (Atlantic herring) is the source of this 3450-nucleotide messenger RNA. It is a transcript of the gene nadk2, whose product is annotated as NAD kinase 2, mitochondrial. Lineage: Eukaryota; Metazoa; Chordata; Actinopteri; Clupeiformes; Clupeidae. Gene Ontology annotation, biological process: NADP+ biosynthetic process; NAD+ metabolic process. Gene Ontology annotation, molecular function: NAD+ kinase activity. Gene Ontology annotation, cellular component: mitochondrion. The record is from RefSeq and is a predicted model, not a curated record.
CUGCGCACGAGGUGUACGUGACACAGGGGUAUGGCGACGUACAUAGCCAACAGCUCAAUGCUUGUUUACUGUCGCCUCCACUGUCCACUAUUUCUGAAUGCAGAAAGUUGAACCACUUGUUAGGCAGCGCCUUAACUGGUGUGGUUUCAAGUGCAGCAUCCGCUCUGAUUUUUACAGAUCGCUUCCAGUGAGAGGGAUAAACUGAUGGAAGGACACUGUCAUUAGCGCACUGUGUCCAAAGUUAAGAGAUCAAUUUUGCUUUUAACAUUAUUACCUAUUCAGCUAACUUACAAGGACUUGCUAGCCGAAGAGGAGUGGAGUGGACACUGUCAUUUUGAAAGCUAGCUGGCUUGCUAGCUGUCAGGCUGUUCUAAGAGUUGCACGGCAAGUGUGUCUUUCGUCACUUUCUGUUGAUUCAGUAACACAGUAGAAGGGGUUAACGGGAAGUUUACAUUAGGGUUGCCUAAACUGGCCAGCUAUAUAAGUUGCCAUGUUAACGCUGUAGAGGGCAUCUGAGGAUAAGCAAGGUUGUAUAUCAAUGUAACGCUAGUUGUAUUUGGCCAGACAGUUCGCGAGGAAUAAAGCUAACAUCGGCUAGUCGAUGGUGUCAGCUAAGUUACUGUCUAUCUCAAACUUUUCCUCGAGCACUAGUUAGCUACCUACUUAGGGAGCUUGUUAGUGUUGAGAUCAAUCAGGCAGAUUCGAUCAACAAAUGGGGCAUGCACCCGACUUUACAUAUGUUUUGUAGCACCGUCUGAUAUGCUGUGUCAUAGCAUGCGAACUACGUUUGUAAAUAAUAAGUAAGCUAUACCAUUCAGUUAACUUAAGUAGAUGCCAUUUGCGUUACACUUCUUUGUAAUAUUAUCAAACGUUUAUUAGAAUUAUUUGAAGAUAGGAAGCAAUAGUUUAUCUAUUUCAUUGUUUUGGACAGAUUGCGUCAACAACAGACAGCAUGAUUUUGUUGUUCUAAGGCACGUGGUAUGGGACACCUCAUUCAUAAUGUGAGUUAGGUACAAUGUCGCACCUUUAGUGGGUUGUAAGAGGUCGGGAUUGAUCCUGGGGUAGCCGUCUUGGUAACUUACUAGACACGAUUUCGGUUAUUCAAAAGCCAUCGUUCAGAGGAUUUCGGUCAGUAUAAUGAGUUGUCAGAGUUUCAAGAAGCUGACAGGCUUUGGUCGUCCAUUUGUUACGUUGUGUAACGGAGGGUCUUGCUGUGGUGGUAAUGUAUGGCUGACUAGCAUACGCAAGGUUACGACGCCUGCAGACGGUGGCUUUAUGCCAUCAAAAGUAGCGGUGGUAACAAAGACAACAAGAUACGAGUUUGAGCAGCAAAGAUACCGAUAUGCCGGACUCUCUGAGGAGGAUCUGAAACAGCUGCUUGCAUUAAAAGGAUCCAGCUACAGUGGACUUUUGGAAAGGCACAACAUCCACACAAGCAAUGUUGGACACAUCGUGGACAAUUUGCAAAAAGAGGGGAUCGAGGUUCGGGUGGUCAAGAGGGGGGAGUAUGAUAAGAAGAUCGUCCAGUGGGCAGAUGCCAUCAUCUCUGCUGGAGGGGAUGGGACCAUGCUAUUGGUAGCCAGUAAGGUUUGUGACAAGAACAAACCUGUUCUCGGUGUGAACACCGACCCAGAAAGGUCAGAGGGUCACCUAUGCUUGCCAGUGCGUUACACUCAUGCCUUCUCUGAGGCAUUACAGAAACUGCGGAGUGGUGACUUCAGGUGGCAGUGGCGUCAGCGGAUACGUCUGCACCUGGAGGGGACCGGCAUCAACCCCAUGCCUGUGGACCUGCACGAGCAGCAGCUCAGCCUGGAGCAGCACAGCCAGGCCCACCGCAUCACCACCCAGACAGACAACUGUAUUAACGAUGGCAACUUGGGGCCCCGCCUGCUUCCAGUCCGUGGCCUGAAUGAGGUCUUCAUCGGGGAGUCUCUGUCAAGCAGGGGGAAGUGUUUACCCCUCAAUCCCCAUCUCACCCUCUCGCUCCAUAGGGCUUCCUACUACGAGAUCUCCAUUGACAACGGGCCGUGGGAGAAACAGAAGAGCUCUGGCCUCAGUAUCUGCACUGGAACCGGAUCCAAAGCCUGGUCUUAUAACAUCAAUAAAUUGGCUGAGCAGGCUGUUGAGGAUGUCCUCAAAAUAGGUAGAGCCAAAACUGGCCUGGAUAUUCCUCUCUGCGAUGAUUUUAUUAGAAGUGUCACAGAAGAGUAUAACGAGCAUUUGGUCUUCAAUCCGGAGGACAGCAAGUUGUUCUUCAGCAUCAGGGAGCCCAUCGUCAACAGAGUCUUCUCCAGCAGCCGCCAGAGGGGCUUCGCCAGCAGGGUGUGUGUGCGCUCGCGCUGCUGGGACGCCUGCAUGGUGGUGGACGGAGGGACAUCAUUCGAAUUCAACGACGGCGCCAUAGCAACCAUCAGCCUGAACGAGGCAGACCAGCUGCGGACAGUCGUCCUCGCCGACUGAGCAUGUGCAAUGCCUGAAGACCAGAAAUAUGCUGAACUGUUCUUCCAACAGGGGGCGCUAGAGAAGGGUCUAUGGGCAGGAAAAGAAUCCAUUCGUCACAUGGUCUGGAUCAUAGACAUAUAUAGAUGUCUAUGGUUUGGAUGGGGAGCCUGUCAUCAAUGGAAGUCUUUUCUUCACCCCUAUGGUUUUACACUUUAGCGAAACAGAUCAUCAGUUUUGACUCCUUUUUGUGUGCCGGGAUUUUUUUUUUUUUUUUUGACUUUUUAUCACGUUGAGGUGUAUUUCCAUUGUUCAUCGGUGUGAACCGUAUUUGUGUGGGACUUUAAGGACUGUUACAGGGGUAUCGACGUGUUGGUCCUAGAGUUGUUGCCUUCUGCUCAUUGUCAAUACGUCAUCAUAAUCAAAACAGAAACUGACUGCUGCUUGCUUUCUUUUUGUUGUGGCGCCUCAGUGAAGUGCUUCAGUGGCUCAGGUUCUUUCCCCAAGAGGGUUGUCCUGGUGAGGUCACUUUGUGUUAACCUUUGGGUGCCAAAAGGCCAUACAGUCUGUAAACAGUAAACAUGCAGUACUGAAAUCUGUUCAAUUUAUUUAAUGAUUGCCAAGUGCUACUUGUGUAGAAAUUCAGCCGUUUGAAAUAUCAAUUAUAUUGCUUUAGCUAGAUUUGGGUAUAAUGAAUGAGUUUUUUUCUUCUUCUUUUCUUCCACUUGUGCCAAUGGUGUUUCCCUGUCAAUUGUGACCUUGAGGAAUCAAAUACACCUGAUGAGUUGCCGCUCCCAGAGCUUCUGGGUGUAAUCAAAACCUGCUAAUGAUCCAUAUACUUUUUAAAAUCAGUACAUACUUGCAUUGUUGUUCCAAAUCAAUACCUUCCCUUCCUGAUGUCUGGAUGUCCUACUUCUAAGACACUGCCAUGUAUAUUGUGUACGUGAUGCAAGAUUAGAACACUUUGUUUACUGAGAUUGUUACAUUAUAUAUUAAAAGGGAUGAAGUAAA